Acanthosepion pharaonis is the source of this 636-nucleotide messenger RNA. The record is from the annotation of a GenBank genome assembly. Lineage: Eukaryota; Metazoa; Mollusca; Cephalopoda; Sepiida; Sepiidae.
AUGAUCGCCCAAGGAUAUUUAAUAAACCAGAUUAAUAGAAAGAAACUUUCUUACUUUAUUCGAUCUCUGUCCGUCUCUUAUUUUCUUUCUUCUUUCUUUCUUUCUUUCUUUUUUCUUUCUUUCUUUCUUUCUUUCUUUCUUUCUUUCUUUCUUUCUUUCUUUCUUCUCUCUCUCUCUCUCUGCCUGUCUCUUUCUUUUUUCUUUCUUUCUUCUCGCUAUCUGCUUUCCUUUCUUUCUUCUCCCAAUCUUUCUUACUUUCUUCUCGCUCUCUUUCUUUCUUUCUUUCUUUCUUUCUUUCUUUCUUUCUUUCUUUCUUUCUUUCUUCUCUCACUUUCUUUCUUCUCUUUCUUUUUUCUUUCUUUCUUUUUUCUUUCUUUCUUUUUUAUCUCUUUAUUCUCUCUUUCUUUUUUCUUUCUUUCUUCUGUCUCUUUCCUUCUCUCCGAUCUUUCAUCCUUUUUAAAUCUAUCUAUCUAUCUAUCUAUCUAUCUAUCUAUCUAUCUAUCUAUCUAUCUGUCUAUCCGGCUUAGGCAUUGUAUCCCCCCCUCCACCAUUGUUUCUAUUCCUUUCAGCUUUAAGCUGGUUGCCUUGUCACCCAACUAUGUUUUUGAUGUUGUCUAUCGUCUUUUCCUUCUUUAG